CGUAAAAGGCCAAUAUACGCGUAAUGUUGGGCGGCAAUGACCCUUCGACUCUUGUUUUGGACGUGCUAGUUUAAGUAUGAACGCAUAUUCAGACUAGCAGUCAUUCCGUAAACUCUGUAAAGUUGUUACAGUAAUAGUGUAACAUUUCGGAAAGCUUGUCUUAGCCUCAGUUCUUAAGCUAAAGCCGAGGUGGAGCAACCUAAACAAGGUAGCUCGUUGCUACUAACGUUAAGCUGAAAUAACAUUACAGGGUUUUAAUUUGUGCGAACGCCUCUCUGGGAAAGUCAACAUGUCAGCCCUGCAAAACGAGUCAAGGAAACGGAGUAAGAAGCGGUACCACACCGGACACCACACCAAGCGGUGGAAGGGCUCACGGGAGCUGGAGGUGGGAAUGCAGGGAAUCCUCAUCACAUGCAACAUGAACGAAAGGAAGUGCACCGCGGAGGCCUUCAAUCUGCUUAAUGAAUACGCCGAGGAACUGUAUGGGCCCGAGAAGUUGCAGGAUAAUAAUGGGAGCAGCAGUGAAGACGAAGAAGCUGAAGAAGAUGUUGAUGUGGCGCUGGAAAAGGAAGUGGCACAGCUGAAAGCAUCUGGGACUAAACAGGAGAGGCGCUUCCAGGCUUUAAACAGUGGGGCAAACAAUGUCAUCUUCAUCAGAACCAAAAAUCUGGAAUCUGACAAGCUGGUUCAUCACAUCCUGUCUGAUCUCCAUGCUACCAAGAAGAAAAAGUCCCGUGUCAUCCUUCGGAUGCUACCGGUAACUGGAACAUGCAAGGCCCAUCAGGAUGAUAUGAUGAAGUACCUGACUACUUUCCUGGAGCCUUGGUUCAAAACCCCAAAUUGCGCUACCUACCAGAUCGCCUUCAAGGCACGCAACAGCAGCCACAACAACAGAGACGAAAUCAUCAAAUCAAUUGCAGGUCUUGUGGGGAAGCUGAACCCUAAAAACAAAGUGGAUUUGACUAAUCCAGAACUGACAAUCAUUGUGGAGGUUAUCAAGGCUGUGUGUUGCAUCAGUGUGGUAAAAGACUAUACUCUGUAUAGAAAGUACAAUGUUCAGGAAGUAGUAAAAGAGGACACACCAAAGCCUGAUGUGACCACAGCAAAAACAAAUACAAACACGACCGAUCAGAACGAGAAAUCGGAAACGAAGCAAGAAGAGGGGAAAGGUGAAGAGGAAAAUGAUGAAGUGCAGGAGGAAAAUAAGGAGAUCAGUGAGGGUGAAUAGGGGCUCAGAUUUAAAGAAACAUUGGUAAGUUAGAUUACGAAUUUCUGAAAGACAUUAAGUUGCGUUAUAUUGUAGUGGCUGUUUUAAAGCUCAUAGCAAGUAUUACUUUUUUUUUCUUGACUGAUAAUAUUAUUUGAACUAAUAAGACAGGCAGGAUUUGAAUAUUAAUUUAAAAAAAUCUGUAAUACCAACAUCAUGGAGCUGUUCAUUGUACAUAGCAGUGAUUUUGAAUUGACUGUGCAUACACACAUUCUGCAGCAAAAUUUCCACCAGCUCCAUUUUUAAAGUGCUGAACUUAGUUUCUAAUUUUAAUGUAGUUUUAUUUUAAAGAAAACAGUUGGGGUCAGGUCAGCUUAUGUGUCACAUGAAAUAAUACACUUUUUUGUAAGAAAUGUUAUUUCUUAAAGCCAUGCCUAAAUUAAAGCCACCUGUGUUUUUGCC
Messenger RNA from Monopterus albus (swamp eel), 1669 nucleotides. RefSeq names its product THUMP domain containing 1 (gene thumpd1). The transcript has 5 exons. Gene Ontology annotation, molecular function: RNA binding. The coding region runs from base 290 to 1228 and encodes 312 amino acids. Gene Ontology annotation, biological process: tRNA modification. Lineage: Eukaryota; Metazoa; Chordata; Actinopteri; Synbranchiformes; Synbranchidae. The record is from RefSeq and is a predicted model, not a curated record.